UGUUGAAGGUUCGUUGUGUGUUGUCAAUUGUCAAAAAUCAUAAGACGUCAACGUCGGAUUUUAAAAAGUUUCAUGUUUUGCUAUUUAUAAGUUGUUAAAAACACCCUGUGGCGCAGGCCUGUAAUAGUAUUUUUCGCCAAUGUUUACAAUACAAUUUGUCUUAUACUUUUCACCAUUGAUAUGAACAAAAAGGUAGAUACGGUUGAUAUCUUAUGCGAAUUCUUCGAAGUUGCAAUCCACAACAUUGUUUAUGUCAGGAAGUUGUACCCAGCCUCUAUUUUUACUGAAAAAAAGAAAUACGGAGUUCCAGUUUAUCAGUGCAUACAUCCUGAGGUCAAUAAUUAUAUCAUAGACUCCCUGAAAGCAGCACGUUUCCAUUUGCGGAAAAAUCAGUUGAAAAGACUGUUUGUUUGCUUCCAUACAGAAGAUAAGCUGAUUGAAAAAUACAUUUUUGAAGUGUUAAGCUUAAAAAAUAUUAUAGACAGUGAUACCCUGUUAAUAGAAUUUGAAAAAUCCUUAAGAGCAUUAGUUUUAAACUUAUUCACAUCAAAGCAGUAUGUUGAUGAACUACCUGAAGAUGCUACUUUUACUGUGAGGCUUCAGACCACCGCCUACUCUAGCUUAGAGUUCGACCAGAGCCCUUCUUAUGAGGAUUUUCCGUGGAUAGAAAUAAAAGAAAAAAACAAUAAGGUUGAAAAUGCAGAUAUUAUUCCAGUCCACACAGUAGAGUCAGAUGUGAUAAAUUUCCAAUUGUAUAUUGAGAAAAGCAAUUGAUGAUGGAUGAAAGCAAAUCCAGUGAAGGCGGCAUAAAACUAAAGAGUAGAUUAGCUGUUUUUGAGCAUAUUACAGAUGAGAACAAACCAAAGAAAAGAAAAUUUGGUUCCAGCAGGUUCAAUGAUUCAGAUGAUUCCUCAGUUUCAGAAUCUGAGCUGGUCAUAGAUGAGACACCUACUGAGGUAAAGAAGAAGCAAAAGAGAAAACGUCCGAUCAGAAUUAGUGAAGAGGUACUAAGUUUGAAGUGUGACUGGGAUUCAUGUGGUACUGUUAUAGACUCAUGGCGUGAAUUUGACGUUCAUCUUCUUGAACAUGCGUCAUAUUCUGGAACAAAUUGUCUAUGGCUUGACUGCGGAUACGAUUGUAUGACAGUUCCUUUUCUCAUGCAACACAUUUCUUAUCAUGGAUACCUUACAAAGUUGAAAAAUAUUGGUAAGAAUAUUUUGGAACGAGAGAGUUUGCCCGAAUGCAAACAUGAGAGAAAUGAAAAAAUUAUUUUGAAGAGAGAAGGGUACGUAUGUGAGUGGGAGCACUGCUUGAGAAAUUUCUAUAACAUUUGCGAGUUCCACUUGCAUAUGGAAAUUCAUGUAAAUGCUAAUCCAAGAGUUGCAAAUGAGAAGAAAAAUGAAAUAAUUUCGUGUGAUUGGGCAGGUUGCAAACAGAGGUUUGCUACAAAAUAUAAGUUGGCGGAGCAUUUGAGAACGCAUACCCAUGAAAAAAUAAUUUGUUGUCCAACGUGCAGCACAUUGUUUGCCAAUAAAACCAAGUUUGUUGAUCAUCGAAAGCGGCAGUUAUCAGAACACUUACAAAGUUACCAGUGUUCCCAGUGCUUGAAGCUAUUUCCAACUGAGCGAUUACUGAGAGAGCACACUCGUUCUCACAUAAAUCACUACAAAUGUCAAAUGUGCAAUAUGACUUGUGCUACUCCUUCAAGACUGGCAGAACACAUUAGGUUUAGGCAUUUGGAUAUGAAGCCUUUUAAAUGCAAUGAAUGUGAUAAAACCUUCAAAACGAAAUAUAUUUUGGCAACUCAUAUCAAAACUCAUGGCGGCGAGUCGGAGGUGUGCGGGCAUUGUAAUUUCAAAUGUCGCUCUAAAGUAGGGAUGCAGUCUCACUAUAAAAAGAAACAUGACCAGGCAGCACCAAUAUUUGAAUGUCAUUCGUGCAAAAAGAAACUAAAAAGAGGUCAGUUUCUGACUAAACAUUUGAUGAAAAUGCAUAAUUACCAUUGGCCUUCGGGUCAUUCCAGAUUCAGAUUCCUACGCAGUGUUACUUUAAUAGUCUGAAAGAUCCGUAACAUAUCGAGAAAAGGGCAUCUAGCCCCCCCCCAAAACGAAAAAAUGAACUUGAUGUUACGGUUCGAUUUUUUAAUGCACCGGAUGAAAAGUGUCAUGUACUGAAGUAGGUCACCGUCGUGACCGAGACUUAUACUACUGGCUGUGUGCGCAGGUGCAUGAUCGUGGUGGAAGAACUAGACCCCUGGCUGCCACAAAUUGGGUCUUUUUGACGAACGCAAUCGUCUUAAAACCUCCAAAUAGCACAAGCUCUCUAAUUUUUUCAACAUUUUCUUCCAUUCGGGCAGUUGAUGGACGUCCAGAGCAAGAUACCGUAAAGACAAAGAUGGAAUCUACCGCUUGCAAACGGUUCGAUACGAGAGUCUUGAAGUCACUGAAGAGAUGAUUAGGAGUGAGUCGAUGCAAAAAAGUGAUGGCGCGUCGCUUGGUUCUGAUGAUAAGAAGGAUUACUGUAUAUCUGUCUCGUGCAGUAACGAAGCCUUCGCGUCAGGCGAAGAUAUUAUAAUUAUGAUCACGGAUGUUGACGAACAAGGAAAUAUUAUUCAGACGAAGAUGGUGGAAUCUGGUACCGUUGUAGAGGAAAAAAUCCUGCUGAAAAGUCCGGUGGUUGGGCUUCCAAAUUUGGACGAAUCGGAUGAUGAGCCACCGACCUGAUCCAGAUGGAUGAACUAAUCUGAGAAAUGUCUAUCACUGUUUGUUUCUGUGUUCAAUUGAUUAUAUCUUCGUUUGUUACAUACAUGAUUUAAUACAUAUUUCUAUUGAAG
Acanthoscelides obtectus is the source of this 2833-nucleotide messenger RNA. NCBI's taxonomy places the organism in Eukaryota, Metazoa, Arthropoda, Insecta, Coleoptera, Chrysomelidae. The record is from the annotation of a GenBank genome assembly.